Messenger RNA from Ahaetulla prasina, 4579 nucleotides. RefSeq names its product dpy-19 like 4 (gene DPY19L4). NCBI's taxonomy places the organism in Eukaryota, Metazoa, Chordata, Lepidosauria, Squamata, Colubridae. The coding region runs from base 141 to 2363 and encodes 740 amino acids. Gene Ontology annotation, cellular component: nuclear inner membrane. The transcript has 19 exons. Gene Ontology annotation, molecular function: mannosyltransferase activity. The record is from RefSeq and is a predicted model, not a curated record.
UUGCAGAAAAGGAAAAGAUCGAAAAAUCGGGGAGCUAGCAGGAAGUGAAAAGUAUCUCCUUCUGUAAUCGGGACAAGGCCGAGGGUUGCUUUAGUGCGAUCUGACGCUGGAAAAGAGAGACGGGAGUCCCGAUCGCUUUAAUGCCGGAGAGAUCGGCGGAAGAAAGCGCGCUGGACUCGGGUUUCUUUCGGUGUGAUAAACUGGAGAUGGAGGAAGCUGUUGAACUGAGGCAAAGAAAGAAUCCAACCUGUACAGAAGUUGAAGAAAAAACUCUCAAAGAAAACAACGAAAAAGGCAAACAAUCCAAAAGAUCCGUAAAAUAUGUCUUAAUUCCACAUUUUACAAAGCUUUUCUUUGGCUGCAUUACAGCAAUCAUAAGUGGAAUGAUGUAUGCCAUAUAUCUUUCAACAUACCAUGAACGCAAAUUCUGGUUUUCUACUAGGCCGGAACUUGAACGAGAAAUCACAUUUCAUGGUGACAGUGCCAUUUACUAUUCAUUUUAUAAAGAACUGUUAAAAGCCUCCUCUUUUAAAAAAGGCAUUCAUCAGCUUAUUCAUGACAACAGGACCCUGUCACUAAAAACAAUGAACACUGUACGACAGAUGACUUUGUAUCCAGAACUGAUUGCCAGCAUUUUAUAUCAGGCAUCUGGCAGUGAAGAAGUUAUUGAGCCAGUCUAUUUUUACAUUGGCAUAGUAUUUGGGCUACAGGGCAUUUAUGUGACCGCAUUGUUCGUAACCAGCUGGCUUAUGAGUGGGACUUGGCUAGCAGGGAUGCUGACUGUUGCCUGGUUCAUUAUUAACAGAGCGGACACAACAAGAAUAGAUUAUUCAAUACCUGCUAGGGAGAACUGGGCUCUGCCGUAUUUUGCUUGUCAAGUUGCAGCUCUAACAGGCUAUCUAAAGAAUAAUAUAAACUCCUCUGCUGAGAGAUUUUGCUACCUGCUGGUCAGUGCUUCAACAUACACUUUUAUGAUGAUGUGGGAAUACAGUCAUUAUCUAUUGUUUAUCCAAGCGGUCUCUCUUUUCCUGAUUGAUGUCAUAGGGUUCACACAGACAGAGAAGGUGCAUGAAAUCUAUAAAAUCUACCUGUUUUCCCUUUUCCUGGGAUAUGUAUUACAAUUUGAAAAUCCAGCUUUAUUAGUAUCUCCAUUAUUAAGCCUUGCUGCCACGGCUUUGCUGGCAAAAUACCUUCAGAUGAAUAUGAAGAAGGGAACUCUUCUUUCAAGGAUGCUGAAAGUCAUCUAUUUUUAUUUGGUGUUCACGGUCACAGUGACUUUGAACCUUACAAUGAAGACUUUUAUUUCCCAUAAAGAAAAUGAGCAUUUACUUAAAGUCCUUGAAGUGAAAUUGGGAUUAAAUACGAAUAAGAACUUCACAGUUAAUUGGCUGCUUUGUCAAGAAUCACUUCAGGCACCAUCCCAAGACUUCUUCCUGCGGCUUACUCAUUCUUCGCUAUUGCCAUUCUACAUUUUGGUGCUAAUUAUUUGCCUUGCUUCUGUGGGUCAGGUUUCCUUUAGGAAAAUGAGCAAUAAACAAGUCAACGAGCCAACCACACAUGAGGGCGGGAUUGGUGAAAGACCAGAAGUAGCCUACCAUAUAUUGCACACAGUUUCCUUGGGAUUGCUUUCUAUGAUGAUGGAAGGAAUGAAAUAUAUGUGGACUCCGUAUGUUUGUAUGAUUGCGGCAUUUGGAGUCUGUUCUCCGGAGCUUUGGACGACUCUUUUCAAGUGGAUCCGACUGAAAACGGUGCAUCCUGUUCUGCUGGCUCUCAUUCUGAGUAUGGCUGUUCCAGCUAUUAUAGGAUUUAGUUUGUGGAAAGAGUUUUUUCCUAGGAUAAUGGCAGAACUCUCAGAGCUCCAAGAAUUUUAUGAUCCUGAUACAGUAGGACUCAUGACCUGGAUUAAAAGACAGGCUCCUAUUGCUGCCGUCUUUGCUGGAAGCCCACAGUUAAUGGGUGUAAUCAGGCUGUCCACUGGAUGGAUGGUGACAAAUCUACCCCUGUAUAAUGAUGAUGACCUACAAAAGAGAAAUGAAAAUAUUUUUCAGAUCUAUUCCAAAAGAUCAGCUGAGGAUAUCUACAAAAUACUCACAUCUUACAAAGCUACGUACCUGGUCAUAGAAGAUUCCAUUUGCAAUGAAGUUGGACCAGUGAGAGGAUGCAGGGUUAAAGACUUAUUAGAUAUUGCCAACGGUCAUGUUUAUUAUGAAGAAAAUGACAGCUCUGGCUACUCAAAAUAUGGGCGGUUUUGUCAGGAGAUCAAAAUGAACUAUUCUCCAUAUGUGAAUUACUUCACACGAGUAUACUGGAAUAGGUCUUACUUGGUAUAUAAAAUCAAUUCUAUAAUAUCUUUUCAAUCCUGAGAUAUUUGCAUCCUUUGAAGAUGGACUUGGCAUAAUUUUUAAAAAGGCUAAGGUUUCCAACAAACCUUUCUUCUAUUGCAUAUAAAUUGCAGAUGCACACAAAGGCACGUCACUGACAACAUGAAAACUGUGUAGUGUAUCCUGCAUGACUAUUACAGACUCACGAAAGAGAGAUAUGCCCAGAAGUAUAGAGGAUACAACUGUCUUCCAAGAAUUAAAAGGCAUCUUUCUAGCGUUUCACUUUUAACGUCAAUUUGGUUUCAGUUUCAUACCAAUUACUUUUUUAGCUAUGUUUAUUUAUGUUGGCAAAUACAAAAAAAGGAGGAAGAGAAUUUGCUGGACAUUAUUCUCCAGUUAUAUACAUAUAUCUGGGUUUGGGAGUGGGGUGGACCAAACCCAAAUAUAUGUAUAUAACUGGAGAAUAAUAUCCAGCACAUUCCGCUAUUUUCAUAGUUUGGGAAUUCCAAUAUAUCCCUGGAAUUUGUUACUAUGGGAAAAGUAGGGAGACAAAUGACUGAGAAUGAUAGACUGAGGAAUAAGGCUGUGCAGACUAAGCUGUUGGCUGAGAGCCACUCUCUAAUUGGGGCUGUCUUUUUUGUUAUUAUUUUUAGUAGAACAUUAUACUCCUAUGUUUGGUGAAAGGUUUGGUUUAGGUACCCAAUCAAUAAUAGUAUUCUAAAUAAGUUGAGUUAAAUAAAGAUUUCCUUUCAGUUCUGUAAAUCAUAUAUUUUAGGCACUCUUAUGUCCUAUCUAAAAAAGAUAAUGAACCAACAUAAAAUUCAGCCCUUUAAUAAGAAAAGGUUGAUGGCUCAUAUUCUAGAAGUUUAGCUUCAACUACUUGCUACUUUGUGGAUUAUUCUGUUCGUUGCUUAUGUUUUUGUGUAAUUAUUUGCAUUUAUCAUUUUGUCCUAUUCAUUAUCAGGACAAAUUAUUCAUUGUGGCUUAAUAAGAGUAUUCCACCCAUUUGCUCUCCUAUUCAUUGGUUUUAUAAUAUGCCCAGAUAAGUUUGGAUUUAUAAACCAAAAUAAAUUUUGUUUAUGAAUCCUGAUGUAUUUUAGUAGCUUCAGUUAAAUUUUAUUUAUUCCUGAUUUCUUCAUCCAUUUGAAUGGUGGAGCAAGCAAACCAUAUUUGCAUACUCAUUUUUGUUUUUUUAAUUAAAUUCUGAUUUCUGGCUUGAUAUCCAAAUGUGGCAAUUGUCUGGUUAAAAUAUUUCUGCAAAAUGAAGUCAAAAUGACACUGCUGGCCAAACUAAUAACGUAAAUGGGCUUACUUUCAUAAAGUAAAGUUCUUAUUGUAUUUUAGCAUAACUGUGAAUAAUUUUUGUACUUCACAGCUUUUUUAUUGUUAAACGUUCUUUUCUACCUUUUUUCUCUGAAUUUCUCCUGUUUUUGAUCUCAUGGUCUAGAAUUAAAAACAGUUAUUUAACUGUAUGCCCUGAAGAUGUUCCUAGAGUACUUGCUGAAAAAGUAUUUUAUUCCGAAAUUAUAUUUUUUCUGACUUUAAUAUUACACAAUACUUAAUGAAAUAGCCAGAGAGGAAAAAUGUGAAUAUUUUAUCAUGGUCUUGUUGUAUGGCAUUUUUAGGGAAGCUAAUCAAUGCUGCCUUUUAUUGUGCAAGUCAAAGCUCCUUGAACAUAAGUAUUUGAAAAUGUAGUUGUUUUAUUUUACAUUUAAUUGAGCAUGGAGAUAUCCUGCCAGGGAUAUCCAUACCAGAGACUGAAAAAGUCAAGAUGGUGCCCAUAUCCAUGUACUCAAAGGCUUGUCUUUUUUUUGUGUAUGUGCAUUUGUGCAUGUAAAAAAGGGUAGGCCUUUGGUCUCAUAGUUAGGAUACCAUCUUCAUGCUUUUGGCCCCUCCCUUCAGGGUGCCCUGCCUCCUGCCAUAAAGAAUCACUCCAAAUCAUCUGGAUAUGAGGGCAAACUAGCUGUGACAUCUCUGACCCCAUUGAUCGCCAGGGCUGCUUUGCCUCAUCUGACUGGCUAGGCAGUGUCCUCUUCCUCCUUCACCGUGCCAUGUGCAUCCCUCCCAAAUCUGUGGACUCCAGGGAAGAGGACAACUUUCUCAGAUAAGGGGUGUACCAGUCUUUGGUGUAAUCCAAAUCACUUCAUAGAACCUGUUGUAGUCUGGGUUUUGAGUAACAUUAUCUUAAAAGGGACAAAAAUCUGGAAUGCAUUGUAAUGUACUUUUCUUCAAAAUUACAGUCAUUUAUUUCUGUACAA